Symbiodinium necroappetens is the source of this 309-nucleotide messenger RNA. NCBI's taxonomy places the organism in Eukaryota, Dinophyceae, Suessiales, Symbiodiniaceae. The record is from the annotation of a GenBank genome assembly.
AUGCCAUGGGAGGCAUCAGCUCGAGGCGCCUCUGUUGUUUACAUUGAUGGGUCAUGGUGCUUUCUGCAUGAUGCUCAGGCCCACAUUCUCCGUGAAGCGCAUCAACAAGCCGAUCACCUCAUUGUCGGCGUGCAUAGCGACGAGUGCCAUCAAGUAGCGGUUGGCUCCUGGCCACCCGAAUGCUACGCUGCGAGACUCGGUCGUCUCAGGAGGAAACCCUGGGCGGCGAGCAUCCUGGAGCAGGCUCCUUGGGAGGUAACACCCGAACUGCUUGAUGAGCUGUGCAUUACGAGAGUUGUAAGCGGAUCC